CCGUCUUCUUCAGUCCCUUGGAAAGUUUGAGGUUUUUGAGGUUUCGAGGAUUUUGCAGAGCGAAGCAGUCGAAUCAAAAAUGGUUCUAACUAGGUCUACAUUUCUAGGCUCCAUCUUCAGAACCAUUAAAGCACGAGUUUUGAUCUCACCCAAAGCUAGUCUCUCUCUCCCAAACCCUAAUUCCACUUCGUCUCGCUUCUACACUUGCUCUUCUCCUCGAAUCGAAGGUUCUGUUUUAAGAAGUUUUCUUCCGCAAGAACUGAGCAUUCAUCGAAGAUUUUGUGGUGUCAUUGCUUCAACUAGUCAAGUGUUGUUAGGUCGGUCAUCAUCUGUUUCUAUGUAUAUACAAUACUCAACUUCAAUCCCAACACGUUCACUUAGAAGGAGAAUCAGCAAUAGAAAGAAGUCGAGUAUGAAACCGGUCCUUAACGAAUCAAAGUUUCAAGAAACGGUUUCGAAGCUUCCACCAAGAUUCACCCCUGAAGAGCUAACCGAUGCUAUCACUCUUGAAGAAGACCCGUUUCUGUGUUUCCAUCUCUUUAACUGGGCAUCGCAGCAGCCAAGAUUCAAGCAUGAGAAUUGCUCUUACCACAUCGCCAUUAGGAAGCUCGGAGCUGCGAAAAUGUACAAAGAGAUGGAUGAUAUUGUGAACCAGGUACUCUCGGUUCGUCAUAUUGGCAACGAGAAUCUAUACAAUUCGAUCAUCUUCUAUUUCACGAAAGCCGGGAAGUUGAUCCGGGCGGUGAAUAUAUUCAGACACAUGGUGACUAGCAAGAACUUGGAAUGUAGACCAACGAUUAGAACGUAUCAUAUUCUCUUCAAAGCCUUGUUGGGUCGAGGUAACAAUUCUUACACAAGUCACAUGUACAUGGAGACGGUGAGAUCUUUGUUUCGACAAAUGGUGGAUAGCGGGAUUGAACCAGACGUAUUCGCUUUGAACUGUUUGGUUAAAGGUUACGUGCUUUCGCUUCACGUCAAUGAUGCUCUUAGGAUAUUUCACCAGAUGAGUGUGGUUUACAGUUGCCAGCCGAACUCGUUUACUUAUGAUUAUCUAAUACAUGGGUUAUGUGCGCAAGGUAGGACCAUUAAUGCUAGAGAACUGUUUAAUGAGAUGAAAGGAAAAGGUUUUGUUCCAAAUGGCAAGUCUUAUAACUCUCUGGUUAGUGCUCUUGCGCUUAGCGGUGAGAUCGAUGAUGCUGUGAAUUGUUUGUGGGAGAUGAUUGAGAAUGGUCGUUUGGUUGAUUUUAUCACGUAUAGAACACUUGUUGAUGAGAGUUGUAGGAAUGGGAAGUAUAAUGAAGCGACAGGACUGUUGGAGAUGUUGCGGGAUAAAAAGCUUGUGGAUAGAGAUUCGUAUGAGAAGCUUGUGACAGUUCUUCACAAGGAUAUGUAGAAGCUGUACAAAAUGGUGUUUUUAGUUUGUCUCUUUGUUGUAAACUUGUUAUCUCGGUGUCGAGCAUUUUGUCCUCUAUGAAUACGCAUUUAUUAUAGAUUUUCUUUUA
This is a messenger RNA of Camelina sativa (false flax), 1502 nucleotides long. RefSeq names its product pentatricopeptide repeat-containing protein At2g27800, mitochondrial. The record is from RefSeq and is a predicted model, not a curated record. Gene Ontology annotation, molecular function: mRNA binding; protein binding. NCBI's taxonomy places the organism in Eukaryota, Viridiplantae, Streptophyta, Magnoliopsida, Brassicales, Brassicaceae.